This is a messenger RNA of Corticium candelabrum, 394 nucleotides long. RefSeq lists its product as uncharacterized. The coding region runs from base 20 to 394 and encodes 124 amino acids. The record is from RefSeq and is a predicted model, not a curated record. NCBI's taxonomy places the organism in Eukaryota, Metazoa, Porifera, Homoscleromorpha, Homosclerophorida, Plakinidae. The transcript has a single exon.
AAGAACUGGAGUGUCCGAAAUGGCGUCAGCAAGGAUUCAAAGAUGGUUCCUCAAGUUAUCUGGCUACCAUUACACUUUCAGGCAUAAACCAGGAAUCAUGAAUGGUAACGCUGAUGGAUUGAGCAGAUUGCCAUUAAGGGGACAGCCAGAUGUUUUAGAGGAGUCGCCACCACCCGAAGUUGUUAGUCUCUUGCAUCGGUUGGAAGUUCUCGAAAGUCCUGUAUCCGCAGACGAAAUCAAACGGUGGACACGUGAAGAUCUUGUACUAGCGAGAGUGUUGAAAUACGUGCUGCAAGGAUGGCCCGCUAACUUACUAGGUGAUUUUGCAGACGCAAUGAAGCCGUACAAAUCUAGGGCAAAUGAAUUGUCAGUGCAAGAUGGUUGUGUUCUGUAG